This is a messenger RNA of Ceutorhynchus assimilis (cabbage seed weevil), 415 nucleotides long. The record is from the annotation of a GenBank genome assembly. NCBI's taxonomy places the organism in Eukaryota, Metazoa, Arthropoda, Insecta, Coleoptera, Curculionidae.
AUGGACGUUUUGGAAGAUUCACUUAUUCAAAUUAUGUACAGAAACAUUGAAAGUGUCGCUGUUGGUUGGGGCGCAACAUCCCAACAAGGUCAAAUAUCCACCAAGCUCAGAGAAGUUACCGUACCAAUAAUGUCAAACAUAGAUUGCAAAAGAACCGGAUACACUUCCAGGAUAACUGAUAACAUGCUGUGCGCUGGAUUCAAAGAGGGAAAAAAGGAUUCUUGUCAAGGUGAUAGUGGAGGUCCUUUGCACAUAAUCAAUGGAAGUUAUCAUAAUAUUGUUGGAAUUGUUUCCUGGGGAGAAGGAUGCGCUCAGCCAAAUUAUCCAGGAGUUUAUACAAGAGUGAAUCGUUAUAUAACAUGGAUUAUGUCUAAUACAAAAGAUGCUUGUUAUUGUUAAUAAAAAAUAAAUUUCA